GGGGUGGCCGGGGUCCGACGCCAUGGAGGCUCUUCGAGGACGAGGAAGUAGACAGCGACGACAACUUUGAGGCCGGCGGGGGCGCCGUCUCCGCGUUCGAUGGUCGGGGUCCAACGCGGCCGCCGUUGGCUCCAUCCCCUACAGUUAUCAUGCAGAUAAGAGAACCAAAAACUACCACAUUGAUAUCUGCUUCAGGAAAAAUGGUUUGCACUGGAGCAAAAAGUGAACAGCAAUGUAAACUCGCAGCUAGAAAGGUCAAAUAUUUGACGAUGUUUUCUUCUCCCAACCUGGCAAGGAGUAAGAAGUCAGUUGGAGUGAGAAGUGAGACAAGUACCAUGAGCUCAAGUGAUUCAUUCACCAAGCUGGUAAACGCAUAAACUUCAAAAAAAUCAUCUCAAUAAGUUUUGGUUGGCUGAUAGCUUGCAAGAUCUUCAUAUUCUACAUAGAAGGUGCAGUGUGAUGUGAUGCAUAUGGAACUGGUAUUACUUUGCAGUAUGGAACUGGCGGUGGGUGUAUGAAAUGUGAUGGCAGUAACAUUAUACCUAAUUUCUUAUUAGUUCA
This is a messenger RNA of Triticum aestivum (bread wheat), 561 nucleotides long. Its product is annotated as TATA-box-binding protein 2. Bases 150 to 377 code for a protein of 75 amino acids. NCBI's taxonomy places the organism in Eukaryota, Viridiplantae, Streptophyta, Magnoliopsida, Poales, Poaceae. Gene Ontology annotation, molecular function: DNA binding. Gene Ontology annotation, biological process: DNA-templated transcription initiation. The record is from RefSeq and is a predicted model, not a curated record. The transcript has 6 exons.